This is a messenger RNA of Xyrichtys novacula (pearly razorfish), 7936 nucleotides long. The record is from the annotation of a GenBank genome assembly. Lineage: Eukaryota; Metazoa; Chordata; Actinopteri; Labriformes; Labridae.
AUGGCUGAAGAUGUGGCUGUGUCAGAAGACACCUUAAUACACAGUCUGACUCUUUUGGUAAACUGGAGCAAAGUCCUCCUGAAGGAAGCCAAAAAGGACGCAGAAGGUAUGACGACGUAAUGCGAGAGAUGCAUUAGUAAUAACGGACCUCAUUGAAAAUACUAUGCUUUUAUUGUGUUUUGUUGUCGGGGAAUAUUGACAUAUGUUAGGUUGUCCUUUUAAUGAUGCCUGAAUUUAUUUUAUGCUAUAUAGAAAUUCGGCAUAGAUAAAAUUUAAAGUUGCUCCUCAUUUUACGUUCUUAAAUGAUGAAAGAUGUCAACGUUAGUUCGUACUUAAAAGAGAAACUUGUAGAAUAAUAUAGAUAGCUCCUUAUUGUUGGUUACAGUUUUACUCCAAUCCGUGUUUUUAACUUAAAAUAUAUUCAUGCCGAAUUAAAAAUCACGUCUCUGAAACUUGUAUUUUUUAAUUUAAUAGCGUUUUAAAACAUUAGGUUUUUUAAUUAAGAAAAACAGCAUAAAAUAGACUUAAUCUUAUCGGGGUUCGUUGUGCCAUUCUGAUCGGAUGAAAAACCAGCAAACCCAGCUCAACAGCACUUUUUAAUGGCUGUAUGUGCAGAUAGACCAUGAAGUUACAUGUAAUAGAGAUAAAAUAUAGAAGUCUGCCUCUAAAUACUUCAAAUAUAACAUGUUUUUGUGGGUUGUAAAAGUAAAUCAGUGAAACCAAACUCCUAGAUUUAAAACCUGCUGGCAUGAGAGUGCUGUUAUUUAAUCCCUGUCAUGCCUAUUGCCAACACAAUGAUAUUGCACAAAUCCUUUCGACCAAUAACUGUGGCUCUUUGUUCCCCCACACAGGAUCCCUGGAGGAUUUUGUCCCACACAAAAUCAGCACUUUGUUUGGCUUGAUCACAGCCGGAGCAGACUUCUAUAAAAGGUACACCUGCCGAACUGCUUAAAGUUGGUGUCAGUUUCAUCCAAGUUUUGAUCAUUAUUCUUUUAUAACUGUGAAUUAUAUGAGAGUUUUAUUGCUGUGCUGUGCAGCCUUGGAGUGAAGAAAUUGAGUGAAGCAGAGGCGCUGUGGCAAAAGUCUUACCAGUGAGUAUCAGCAUAUAGAGACGGAAAUUAUUAUAAGAUUAAUAAACAUAUUCAUAGAUUAGUUUUAUUUAGCUAAAUCUGCAGGAAAAUAUGCUUAAAGUGUGGUUCAGCUAAGAUAGUGUGACAUGUUGAGUUUUGCCUCUUUAUAACGUUACAAAGCUCACCAAAUACCUCAGAGGUUGUUGCACCCUAGACAGCAAUGCCAGCUGUCACAGAUCCAGGCUUGGUAAUGAUAGUUAGUUAUAAUAAGAGCAUUAGUACAGAGCAAAAAGACAAAAUCCCUACAGUGAAAAAAAAGAUGUAUUUGUGUAUAUAAAUUUCUAUGAAUGUAUUUAUUUAUAGAACUUAAAUGUUUUGAAUUAACUUCGUUAUUUUCUCUCAGACAUGCAGGAGUGAGAGAGCAGGUGGAGGAGCUUCUGCAGCUGGAGGUCUGUACCUGGGAUGAGUUUUCUUAAAGAAUUAUGUACAGUUCUGCAGGUGGUAACCCAAACAUUGGUCAGACAAGCAUUACUUACGACUGAAGUGAAGAUAUCCAGGGGCCCACAAAAAGUCUGCUGGAGUUUUCUUCAAUUGUGCAUUUGUAUAUAAUUUUAUUAUUGAUUUUGUAUCAAGUUUGCUAUUGAACUGGGAUUAAUGUCUCUUAUGUGUGCAGACUGAGUGGGACUCCUUCCUUGAGGAUGUGGACAGAGGUCUGCAGACCACAGACAGACAGCUGUCUGGAAAGCAGACAGUAGACAGACUGAGCCCUGAUACUGAGCUCACCGAUGCACGCAGUGGAAAGUGAGUUCACAAUGUGAUCUUGAGUGUUUGUGAAGAGUGUUCAGACCCCUUUUGACUAGAUUUGGGCUGUAUCCAAAUUUUGGUAUCUUUAAACCUCCACCACAUUUACAUUAUUAAUGUGACUAAUUAAAAAUCACACUGCAGGGAUAAAGCAUCUUUGGUGAGCGCAACACCUUUAUCCUGUUAGUUUGUGUUGAAACAUGCUUUAAACUUAAAACACAACCCUGAAAGAGCUGGAUGAACACCACAAAAACUGGUAGGGUUGAAAAUGGGUUGGUCUCCCCAGGCACAGAUCCCAAUUUGUUUCACCUUUACCAAUAAGACAGAAAAUUUCCUGUGAUCCUGUUUCAUCAGAAUAUAAUAUUGAAUAUGGUGUCCCUCAGGGCAGCGUUUCAAUCCCACUUCUCUUUUCUCUUAACAUGCUCUCCUAGGGCAAAAUAAGUUGUCAUAAUAUUAACUAUAAUUUCUAUGUGAAUGAUACCUAGCUCUACAUCUCUGCACCUCUCCUCAAUGAUAUUAGCCUUUAGAGUUCCUGAUGUUGGACCAAAAACUGAGCAGCAAAGCAGUUUUUACCAGCCUGUCCUUUAAAAUCAGGGGGAAAUUAAAAUGUAAUGACUGAAUGUAAAAGUUCAACCAUUCGCUUUUACAUCUGAUCAGGUUUUGUUGUGUCAUUGUUGUUUCUGUGGUGCGUGUUCACAGGAGUGUGACUCUGGGCCAGUACCUGGGUCAGGGUCUGAACGUGCUGCUGGUUCUCAUCCGACAUUUUGGAUGACUGCCAUGACGAGACCACGUGGCCGAGCUGGAGGAGAGUCAGGUCAGUUUACCUUCAGUCUGACAGUAAUGCCUUAUUUAUGCUGAAAAAAACAACAUCCUUCAGUUUGUUCUAUCUGUUAUUGUGUGUGUACAUUAAUCUCAACAACUGCAGUCUGUGUUUGAUUGACAACAAUACUGUCAGCACUGUGCCUGCUGUAAACUCAGACCAGAUUUUUGCAUACAACAGAGGAUUCAGGACACACUGUUGGCUAAAAAAUACUUAGAUAUCAAGAAAAGUUGUAAAUUUAAGAGAAUAAAGCUGCAAUUUUACAAGAAUAAAAUCAUAACUACAAGAAUAAACUUAUGAAUUAGCAAGAAAAAAAUCAUAAAAUUAUACAAAAAGGUCAUAAAUUACACAAAAGGUCAUUGAAUUGCAAGGAGAAAAUGAUAUAUUUACAAUUAAUGACACUUUAUAAGAUUGAACUAUUCUCAAGUAGAGCUAUAAUUCUACAAUUUAAAUAUUCCUUUUUAAAUAACUGGUUUAAUGCUCAUUCUUCAACUUGUCUCAGUCUCUAGUCUUUUAGUUUUUUAUCUACUGUCUUGUGUCAGGGGGGUUCAGUUUUGCUUCUCUAACUCUGGUGAGGUGAUCAUCACAGAGCAGGACCAGGUGUGCGUGUGUGUGCGUGCGUGCGUGCGUGCGUGCGUGUGUGCCUGAUUGCCCUGAUUUGGAGCAGGUGGGGGAAGCGUAUAUGUACUCUUGAGCUCCAGCUCCCAGUACUGACUAUUGUCUCACCAUCACAUAGUGAGAGGUUAUGUGAAUGUUUCCAGUGUUUAAUGUCCAUAAAUUCAGAGUAGUAGUUUCUAGUCCUAGUUUUAUAACCCAGCUCUUUGUCUUUAACUUACCUGAUCAUUUAAGUUUUUUCCUUAUAAGGAGGGUCUCCUAUUUAGUUUCUGUUCAGCUGCUUGGCAGUGGUGGUCAUCCCUUGGGAUAACUUUCAGAACCCCUACCCCUGUCAGGCAAGUGUCUGCAAUUGUGUCAAAAUCCCUCCCGUUGUCACAAUCUCGUUUGGGUGAAUGUUUUCACAGUUUUUAUGUUUUUGAUGCGUUUUAUUGUUUUCUUACUGCUUACUGCAAAAAAUAAAUAAAUAAAUAAAUAAAUAGUAAGUAGUAUUUUUUAAGAAUAAAGCUGUAAGGGAAAAAAAAGUCAUUAAUUUGCAAGAACAAACUGAAACAUUUACGAAAUAAAAAGAGAAUAAUGACGAGAGUAACAGACUGAUAAGAUUAGCAUCUUUAUUUAAAAAAUUUACUAAGAUAAAUUGAAAUUUUACAAAAAAAGUUGUAUUUUUAUAAGAUAGAAGUUGUAGUUACAGGCUGUGUUAUAUGUAUGUAAAAUUACAUACAACAUGGUAUCUAAAGAGCUGCUGGCCACCUGCACUAAAAUGAAGAACAUGGAUCCAUGUCAUCGUCCUGUCAAGUUAAAUUCAGCAGCUGUUAUUUGGCUCUGCAUCUCUGUGCCCUGUUUAAACACAUUCACAUUCAGUAAGCUGAUUCUUGUAAAUGUGUGACUCUACUCUGGUAAAUUUACUUUUUCAGUCAGGUAACCAAACAACUUCCUUCUGUACCUACAGCCUUACUCUUGUAAAUUUACAACUCUAGUCUUAUAAACCUUGACUUUGAUUUCAUACAUUUACAACCGUCCUCGUAAAUUAUUACCUCUUGUGUUAAGAGAUUUGUGAAGAUCAUUUUGAGAUUAUUUCGUGGGGAUUGUGUUUAUUUGGAGAGGACAGGACAAAAGACAAGGCAGCAAACAGGGAGAGACCAACAGAACUGAACCCCUGUUCCCCAUAUGAGGCCUGACCUCUCUGUAGGAUCCAAGCGUAGGCCACUACACCAUCACCACCCCAUAAAAAAAAAAACUUCUACUUUGUAAAUAUAUGACUUAAAUCUCCCAAAUUUCUAACUUUAUUCUUGUAAAUAUCCAGUUUUGAUUUAAUAAAUUUACAAUCUUGUUUUUGUACAUUUGCAACUUUAACCCCUUAAGUGUAUGACUUUAAUCCUGUAAAUUAUUCUUAAAAAUGAACAAAUUUACUCAUGCAAAUAUAUGACUUUAUGACUAAGCAUUAACAUUUUUACAGCAUGCUUCAAAAAAUGCUUUAACAGAUCAGACAGAUCAUUGAGAAAUCAACUCUUAGUGUGAUGAUUUUGAGCAUAACAAGAUAAUAAAUGACACAAUCAGCGACUUUUAUUUUGUAAUCUUUACUGUCUUACACCCGUGUGAGGGGAUAGGCAUCAGUCCAAACAGCGUUAUUUUUAUCAUACUAACAUAAAAUAUUCACAAUAAAUGAUACACUUGACUGUCCAAAGUCAACAGGAUUAGAUUCUUUGUCAGAUAACACUUCUUGAGCAUGUAAAGGAGAAGAUAAGUAUAGACUUUUGUCCACAGGAGGGCACCAAAGUUGACACAAAAUAAUAGUUCCUCACUGGAGCUUUAAAUGUCUCUGUUUUUGGUCAUUUCUCUGCAGGCUCUCCUGGAUGCUCGGUCAGUGAAGGUCUUGGUGGUCUCUUUUGGAGGUUUGGAGGGGGCUAAACUGUGGAUGGAGCAGACUGGAUGUGCCUACGACAUGCUGCUGGAUCCACAAAGAAAGGUCAGAGUGGGAUUUAUCAGUUUGUUGACAUGAUGCUUCGCACUUUAUUUAACCUCUGAGGAAAGACUAAACCAAGAUUUAUUUAGAGGUAAGAAGGGUUAUUUAUGUAGUUGGCUUACACGGAUUAAAUCUUCCUGUACUGUUAUUUUGUCUUUCUACUCGAGUGAAGCGCAUUUUGGCAGGUGCAUGACAGUUCAAGUAGCGACUGUAAUUUUCAGCGCCUGUGACUCAGCAAAAAACACCCCAAGGGAAAGAGAGGUGGUUUGAGGAUGUGUCAUAAAUUUCUCAGUAAGCUGAGCCUCUAAACCUUCAUUCUGAAAAAGUCAACCAGCACAUGUGGGGUGGAAACAAGGACAAUCAACCGACUGUAAAAACUUUCCACACCCCACAAAGUCAAUCAUGACGUGUGUGUAAUGACCACGAUGAGGUCAUUCAGCAAGUACUUUCAUAAUGCUCAAUCCAAAGCGGAUGUUUUACUUUUCUCCUAAUACUCCUAAUAUAUUGCUCCUAAUACAGAAUUUGUCCUUCUUUCCACAGAUAUACAGGAGUUUUGGCCUCGGCUCGUCCUACGCUAAAGUGAUGAAAUUCCGCUGCCUUCUGCAGUACUCAGGGUACGGUGCUGUGGGUAUAGACUUCCCUGACGUCCCCCCUCGCCUCAUGGAGGAUCUCUAUCAGGUACAAAUAGCUGACAUGCUUAAACUGAGUUUGUUCUUGUGUAAUAGACUGAAGCAUUGACGUAAACCAGGGAAAAAUCUGCUGGAGCGGAUUAGGAUGUUUGGAGAGCCGGGGGUCAACACUAGCUGUUGGGAGCCUAGUGCACUGUGUUGACCAUUUCUUGAGCGUCAUACCUGCAAUUUAGUAGGUUAAGUCAGAUUUUGAAUUUCCAUAACGGGACACGGAAAUAAGCUCUAUAGAAAGGAGGACUAACUUCCCUAUCUCUCCUCAUAUUUCCUGGAUUUCUCAAGCUAUUGUAUCUGAUGGGAUAAAAGUCAAGGAAAUAAAAAAAAACGAAAUGUGGCUUUAAAAAGCACACGUAGUCGAUCCAAAGUCCCAAACAUUUAAACAUUAUGACUCUCAGGGGUAAGCCUAUCGUUAAUAAUCAACAAAUCUGAAGGAAUAUGACAGGCCAUGCCUUAUUCAGUACAAGCUCGAUCUUAUAAAACAAGCUUAAGAUUUGUGAUACAUCAGAGUCAGCAAGAUAACCAACAGUAUCAUCAGCAUAGAGAUAAUAAGUUACAGUGAGUUUAACACAUUUGCAAAUCAUCAAUGAAAAUACAAAAAUAAGUGGCCCUAAGCCGGCGCCUUGUGGAACACCUUUUUUUAACAACUGCGCUUGUCGAAAAGCAGAACUUUCUCGCCUCCCUGACACCUCCCCCUAUGCCUCCAGAAAUGCUGGACUCUGAACCCCCGCCCAACCCUUACUGGACACAUAGUAUUUGCUGUGUUGCUGCUGCUGCUGGUACAGAAUCACCUGGUUCUGUGUUUUGCUCCACUGUACAUUUUUUUUUUUGUGCUACAACUCCACAUGACACGUCACAUGAAUGCUAACUGUUCACAUGCUCUUUGUAUCAAAGACAUACUCCAGAUUGUAACCACCCCCUGCACUUUAGGUCAUGUGUCGAUAUGUACAGCAGAAAUCAUAUUUUCUGGUCAUUAGGUUUGCAAGUGUAUGUAUGGUGCAUGUGUACAGGAGUGUGUACAUAUACCCCUCUCCUACUGAAUAAUCCUCUUCUCUGUUUUUGAAUAUUUUUUAAAUUAUUCUCAGUAUUUUUGCACUGUGGGCUGGAGGAAAAUGAUUCCUGUGUGUGUACUCACAGUAAAUAACAAUUAAAAAAGCUUGAAAAUGAAACUAUUAAUUUUCAAGCUAAAACUAUUCAUUUAAACACAAUGGUGUCUGUUAAGAGGAUAGGUGUUGAACCAAAGCAGAUUAUUUUGAUUCAAACCAGUUGUAUGAAAAGCCUUAGUGAGAGCAGUAGAAAUUGCACCUCGGCCUGAGUCUCACUCCGAAAAAUAUUGAAUUUGAUAUUGAAUAUUAUUAUUAAUAUCAAUAUUAUUAUUGAAUAUUGAAUAUUGAACUAUUUGUCAUAUAUCUCACCACCAGUUAUGGAUUGCCGUGUAGUUGGUUGUUUAGCAUAAUUUAAUUUAGGAAUACGACUCAUGCAGAAUAAAAAAUACCUGAAAUUUUAUGUUUGAAGUCCUGAAUUUUACAUUCAGGCUUUUAUUUCCUCAUGUAAUUUUGCUCCUGCAGUGCAUACUUCUGUGUUAAGGUCAGGCCUGCACGCUAAAGUAAUACCAGGAAAAGGUUUGUUGUCACGAUCCUACAGACAUAACUACUGCCAGAUAAAACCAUUAAGGGUCUAAACAUUGUGAUUAUCAAACUGGUUUGGCAUUGACUGAGUGUGUGGGCUUUUCUUGCUGCUUUUUUAGAAUUUCCACGCCACCUACGUGAUAUGCUUGUUAUCUUCUUUCAGGCGUACUUUGGAUAUUAGGUAGUGCAGUGAUCCUGAGAAAAGUAGUUGUAAUAAUAUGUUGUUAUUUUUGCAGAUGGGAGGCGAUUUUCUGCUUGAUGGAACAGGGAAAGUUCUUCUCUCUCAUCCAUCUAAAAACCCUCAUGACCGUCCGAAUGUGGACAAGAUCCUGCAGGCCGUGAUGCUAGGAAAGCUGUAG